Peniophora sp. CBMAI 1063 is the source of this 1191-nucleotide messenger RNA. Lineage: Eukaryota; Fungi; Basidiomycota; Agaricomycetes; Russulales; Peniophoraceae. The record is from the annotation of a GenBank genome assembly.
AUGCACACGUCUAACCCGUUACAACUCUCCCACUCUUGGCAAAACUGGUCUAACGAGUAUCGCCCUGGACCGCGAGAGCGACUUACUCAGAUAUACGAUUCACCACCGCACAGAAAACCGCGUGAUCUGUGGCAAGAGGCGCGAUGGGCCGUAUGCGACAUCCGCGAUGGGUUCAAUGCCCUCGCGCACGUAGUUCUCGAAUACGGGACCAUGAGCCAGGCAUACGUGCAAGUCGACUUCAGCAAAACGGAGUCCGGGGCGCCAUAUGAUGGCAUGAAGCCACCUCGUGAAUGGCCGGAGGUGUUCAGACCAUAUUUCAAGGACAUACAGCGGAGGUUCGAGGGAACGCCUAGUCCAUUUGAGAGGGAGAAUGGAGGCCCCUUCGAAGACGGUUUCGCAAGCACUGUUGCCAAAUGGGCGGAGAAGCUAGUCUACCUCAUCAUCCUCGCGCAGACGAAGGGCAGACCAAGAGCGUGGCCGGACACGGUGGACCCUGAACGCCAGCUCGGAACUCAGGAUAAGGACUCCUUGUACGACCUUCAAAAACGCUUGGUCUGGGCGCAGGAUCUCUCCCGGCUGCACGACGAAUCAUCUUAUGAGCUGGAGGACGGCCCCAGGUUUAAGCACAAGGUGGAUUGGACACUCCAGUGCCGGUCAAGACUAUUAUUCUACUCCUCGGCGUCGAUACAGCUGGCAGACAUAGAAGCAAGAUUCUCGCCAAGAUGCGGCCCGGAAGAAUCCCUGCGUGUGGUCAGACACUUUAUGAAUGUGGCAGCCGGGGAUCUACGACUAAUGCUUCGUCACGGUGAGGUACAGCCGCAUAAGAGAUGGUGGGAUGAUUACCGAACAAACCACGAGGGCUUUAUCAUUCGCGUGCUCGACGACUGCCUGGACGACCGUCCAUUUACUCUUGAUUAUCCGACGAUCUCCAUCUCAGAGGUGGUCGCUAACUUCGCUCGCCUGACAUUAUCAGGAUACCACCCCACAAGUACUGCAUCCACUGUCUCCGUGAAUCAACACGAACUCAGCGGUGAGGAACCCGACGGGAGCGCUCAGGUUAGGAGUCACGUCCAACAGGAUGUAUCUGUAGGCGUGGGUGGAGAUGGACCAGGAGAUGAAUCCACCAACAGCUUGAACACUGGUAAAGAUGACUCUCCACUUCCAUCGGACCUUCUCUUGUCGCCGAUUUGA